CUUCAGACGUCGUAUCACUUGAUCAUACCUAACACGGCUUGUCGCGGUUCACGAUGUCCGCUGGAGUAGUAAUACAUAUAUGAUAGCGGGGUUCUUAGCUUGCGAGGUCGGUCGGUCCCUUAAAAUAUUUAGUCUACCAGCGCCUCACCGCCGUCGCAAUUUAUCUUCGAUGACUACCACCUAAACAGUAAUCAAUUGCUCGUCUGGUAGCUGUGACCUGGCUUGGAUUUCAGCCGGCCUUUCGUUCCUUUUCUUUCUUCUUGAGCGUUCCGCGACCAGCUGAAGGGCUACUACUCCAGACGGCAGCAGGGUAACAUGUCGGCUUCGCUACCGGGCAAUCGCGAGCUGCCCGAGUCGCAGUACGAUCUCAGCACGUAUCUGGGUCGCGUGAAGCAGACGGCGAGUAUUACAGAUCCGAGAACCCUUUUUGCUGGAAAGCAGGGCCUUGAGGAAGCGAAGAGUCUGCUUGUCAAGUACAAGAAUGGAGAGAUCAAGAGCAUGAACUCGGAGUUGUGGAAGGCGAAGAAGGUUGUGGAUUCUACGAUACAUCCCGAUACGGGCGAGCCAGUUCUCCUACCCUUCCGCAUGUCAUGCUUUGUGCUGUCGAACUUGGUGGUUACGGCGGGUAUGCUCACACCUGGUCUUGGAACGGCUGGAACGAUCGGCUGGCAAAUAGCCAACCAGUCCCUCAAUGUUGCGAUCAACAAUGCGAAUGCGAACAAGUCCUCACCUCUGUCUUGGGGAAAGAUUGCGCAAUCAUACUUCCUAGCCGUCGGCGCGUCGUGCUCGGUGGCUGUGGGACUCAACGCGCUGGUGCCCCGUCUCAAGCGCAUUUCUCCUGCGACACGGACAACUCUUGGUCGUCUUGUGCCCUUCGCUGCCGUUGCAACCGCUGGUGCCCUCAACGUGUUCCUCAUGCGUGGUGAGGAGAUGCGCGUUGGUAUCGACGUGUUCCCCGUGCUGUCCGAGGCCGACAAGGCCAAGCUGGCUGCUGAAGGCAAGGCCGAGAACGACGUCCCCUCGCUCGGCAAGAGCAAAAAGGCUGCCACGCUGGCAGUCUCCGAAACAGCCCUCAGCAGAGUGUUGAACAGCAGUCCUAUCAUGGUCAUCCCGCCAUUGGUCUUGGUCCAGCUGCAGAAGAGGGAGUGGUUGAAGAAGAACCCCAAGUAUACCACGCCGGUCAACUUGGCCUUGAUUCUGGGUAUGAGCUAUGUUGCUCUUCCGUUGGCUUUGGCCGCGUUCCCUCAGAGGCAGCGCAUCAGCGCCGAGAGCCUGGAAGAGCAAUUUCACGGGCGGGGCGGCGAGGCUGGCAUGGUCGUGUUUAACCGCGGCAUCUGAGUUUGGAGCAUGGAUGAGCACUAGGUUUACCACGAGGGAGACGGGGUAACUCAAUCUUGCAUCUUGCGAGCUUGCAUUGGACGGCGUUUUUCUGACAGGCAAGACAUUUUUUCGGGGUCGAAUAGCUUUGGCCUACGACUGCUUCGAGUGCUUCGAGUGAGGCGUUGGAGGUGUCUUCCAGAGGGGUUUGAAACAAAUCCAUAGUCCAGAUCGGGACUGCUAUGCACUGGAUAUGCCAAUCCCUAGAUAUCUUGUUGUUUUCCGAUAUCGUAUUUUUGAUAAUGAAAUCUAACGGCCCAAACAUUGACCGCCGCCAACUGUUGGCUUUAUGCACUACUGCGCACAUGCAUGGCUACAGGACGAGACUGUUGU
Molecule: messenger RNA, 1710 nt
Organism: Truncatella angustata
Lineage: Eukaryota; Fungi; Ascomycota; Sordariomycetes; Amphisphaeriales; Sporocadaceae
Product: Tricarboxylate/iron carrier
Exons: 4
Coding region: 316-1338 (340 amino acids)
Biological process (GO): monoatomic ion transport; mitochondrial transmembrane transport
Cellular component (GO): mitochondrial inner membrane
Molecular function (GO): monoatomic ion transmembrane transporter activity
Source: RefSeq, a predicted model, not a curated record